Molecule: messenger RNA, 1506 nt
Organism: Ostreococcus lucimarinus CCE9901
Lineage: Eukaryota; Viridiplantae; Chlorophyta; Mamiellophyceae; Mamiellales; Bathycoccaceae
Exons: 1
Coding region: 1-1467 (488 amino acids)
Molecular function (GO): protein binding
Source: RefSeq, a predicted model, not a curated record
AUGACGCCCGCGGGGUACAGAGCGACGCUGCGCGACGAGGACGGGGAAGAUUACGCGUCGAUGCGACACGCCCUCGACGCGCUUCGGAACAUCGAUAAAGUCGACGCGUCGGGAGGUGCGGACGCGCGCGGUGCGUCGAACGCGGCGCGCGAGGGAUGGGCGAGCGCGCGGGCGAGCGCGAUCGCGGGCGACGCGGACCGCGGGACGUACGAGGUGGUCGAGACGCUGCGCGCGGGCGGAGCGGCGUCGAGCGCGAGUUUUAGUAAAGUCGGCGAGAGGAGUCUGGCGAUCGGUGAUCGCGCUGGAUCGAUCCUCGUGAGGCGAUGCGCGACGGAUGAUAUGGCGUGCGCGUCGACGAGCGAGGUCGGGGCGCACGAUGGGGAGAUUGUUGGCAUGGAUUGGAGUUUGAACGGCGGACGCCUGGUAACUGUAGGCAAGGUGGGGGAAGUGAAAACGUGGAACGUGACGCACACGUCCAAGACGACGAUACAAAUGACGAAGCAGAGCGCUUUUAAGGUGCAUACUGAGGUGACGUGUGUUCUGUUUCACGCGGCGAAAGACGAUCUCGUUUUUGUGGGCACGAAGUUGCGAGAGGUGCUCGUCGUCGACGUCCAGGUCGGAGUCCUCUUGGACAAGUUCACGAUGAACGCGGUACCGCUUUGCAUGGAAUCCAACACAUCAGGGUGUGUUCUGUUCGUCGGUGACGCUGAGGGCAAUAUCAGCGUGUUGACGUGCGACGCUCGAAUGAAGAAGACGCUGUCACUCAAGUCUGAAGGCGACGCUGCGGUUGAAAAUCCACUUCAGCGCGUCAUCAAUGAAAGAUCGGCGAGUCAAUCAGAGAGGAUGAGCGUGGUCGGGCAUCAACAGCUGCCUGAUGAAGAUGGAAGUGACCCGUCGACGGUAGGAUCGAAACUCCGCUCGACACUCGCAUCGAUGCUUUCAAAGGCAAAAACCGCGGUGCCCGUGCCGCGGGUGGCUCAAGUGAAGACUGGGUAUCGCUUGCGAGCGGCAAAAACGAUUUCUGCAGAAAAAUCGCCGAUUCGCGCGAUACGCUAUUGUCCGUUCGUUACAAUCACGGGUAGAGCUGCGUUGUUGAGCUUCCAUGAGUGCGGUAUCGUGCGUAUGUAUCACGCAAACGAUUUGCGGUACUCGUCUUUUAACUCUUUCACCCACGGACAAAUACACGAUUGGACCACUCCGGCCCGCGGUAGUGGCGCCGUUUCUUUCGCACACGGACACUCCAUCGAUCUGCCCCUCUUAUCCGCCUCUAGAGCCAAUCGAACGGCACUAUACGUCAUGCCCACUAUUCCCGAAGCACCGAUCCAGGCCUUGCAGUUCACCGACGAUGUAGAAGAGAAUAGCGAACAAGCUGUGGAUAUUGCAACCGUAUCGGAAUGGUCGCACGAUUCCACCGAGCUUGUUAUCGGUUAUGCGUCGGGUAAAUUGGUCGUCUGGCGCAAGAUGUGAUGUUUUCUGUAUUCAAAUUAUCCUGUUGUUGCAAUUUUA